CAUCGGCAGUUAGCAAGACAACACGCAUGCGCAAGAACUGUGCAAGCCUUUAAAAAGUUAAGAUACCCUAGAAUACGGCGGUGCGAAUGCGUCAUUACAUUGAAAAGAUCAAAAUAAUCUCGUUUUCAUUUGUAUCGGGAAUGUCCGGUCCCUGUAUAGACACAGUAUUAGCUUAAAUUCUAGAGUCUCCCAUUGGCACACCGUUAAGAACCGAAUACAAUCAGAAGAUCUUCAAACACGGAAGUGACCGCUCCUGAGUACCGAGCACGGCUGUGAACGCUGCGCAUGCAUGUCAGUUUUUAAGUGUUUAUUUGCGUGUGUUCUGUAUGCCUAUGAAAUUUUUCCAAAGAUAGUUAAGAGCUUGCAUUUGCCUCCGAGUCUAUCCCGCUGCGGUAUGGCGGCAGCAGCUGCAGCAGAAGGACCGGAGGAACGGAGCUUGGGCAGCGUCUCGCCGCCGGGAGCGCGGACAGGUGACGGGGAAGCUGAGGAGGCCGAGGAGUUCACCUGCUCGGCCUACUGCUCGGAGCUCUCCCGGCGGCAGAACGAGCAGAGGAAGGCGGGACUGUUCUGCGACCUGACGCUGGUCUUCACCUCCGGAGGGGUGUCACAGGAGAGUGUCCACAUCUUUACCGCCCACCGCUCCGUGUUAUCGGCGGCGUCGCAGUACUUUACGCUGCUGCUGGGCGGACAGUUUUCAGAGUCCGUGUCCGGUCGAGUGGAGCUCAAAGAGUGGACCUCCACGACAGGACCAGAUCCUGAUACAGUGGAGAGAGUCAUACAGUUCAUGUACACUGGAGACAUCAGGGUAACCACUGCUAAUGUGGAUGAAGUGUUGGAACUUGCGGACAGGUUCCUGUUGGCACAGCUGAAGAACUUCUGUGGAGACUUUCUGAUGAAGAAGUUGAGCCUGUCAAACUGUGUCGCAGUGCACAGCCUUGCUCACAUGUACACCUUGGAUCAACUCGCCAAGGGAGCCGCCAAGACGAUUCGGAGAAACUUCCACAAAGUGAUUCGCAGUGAGGAAUUCCUAACGCUUCCAUUUCACCUGGUGCGGGACUGGCUGUCAGAUUCAGAAAUCACUGUGGACUCAGAGGAGGAGUUGUUCGAGGCUGUCGCCAACUGGGUGCACCAGAACACAGGGGAGCGAGAGAAGCACUUUGAGGAUCUGUUCCGGCUUUUAAGGCUGCCUCUGAUCUCUCCGACCUACCUGACCCGGGUAGUGAGGAAGGAGACAUUAGUGGCGAACAAUCCAGCUUGUUGUCAGCUGGUGUAUGAUGCUCUUGAAGUUCUUGCUUUGCGCUUCAUGUGCCACCUACCAGCUGAUUUAGACUUAGGUUCCUCCUUCACAGCAGACAUCCAGCCGCGUUUCGGACAAAACAUGGAUGUAAUUAUGGUAGUGGGCGGUGUUUCAGAAGGUGGUGACUAUUUGAGUGAAUGUGUGGGCUACCUGGUUGCUGAGGACCGUUGGGUGAACCUGCCGCACAUUCACAACCACCUGGAUGGACAUGCCAUCACCGUCACCGAUAGCCAUGUUUAUGUGGCAGGAUCCAUGGAGCCGGGUUUUGCUAAAACCGUGGAGCGCUACAACCCCAACCUGAACACCUGGGAGCAGUUCAGCAGCCUGACAACACGAAAGCACUCAUUUGGCCUCACAUGUGUCAAAGAUGUCCUCUACAGCAUUGGUGGUCAUGGCAACUUCAGCCCAGGCUUCAAGGAUGUCACUGUAUACUCACCAGAGCAGGAGGAGUGGCACAACCUGGAACCAGCUCCAAAAAUCCUCAGAGAUGUAAAAACAGUGACCGUCGAGGAUCGCUACAUUUAUGUGAUGGCCAGGACCCCUGUAGACAUAGACAACGAGGAUGGUUUGAGCACCGUGACCGCCUGUUAUGACACAGAGAGUCGUAAAUGGCAGGAAGUGGUCUCCUUACCACUCAUUGAUAACUACUGUACUUUUCAAAUGGCUGUUGCUUCCACCAACUUCUACCACACGGCUUCCUGCUGUGCUAAGAGCUACAGGCUAACAGCUGAGGCGGCCCAGCAGAAAAUAAGCAGAAAUAUCUCUGACGAUAUCCUCGACAGCCUUCCUCCAGAGGUUCUGAGCAUUGAAGGUGCAGCUGUGUGCUAUCUGGAUGAGGACAUCUUCAUCAUCGGUGGGUGGAGGAACAGCCACAACAUGGACAAGCAGUACCGCAAAGAGGCCUAUCGUUACUGCGCUAAGAGGAAGCGCUGGAUGCUGCUUCCGCCCUUACCUGAGCCGCGCUGCAGGGCCGCAGCCUGCUACGUUCGGAUCCCAUAUCGAUAUCUGUAUGGCUGCCAGCACUACCCCAUGCCGCAGAACCUGGCACGCCAGAGAGAACGCAUGCAGCAGAUGCAGCAGCUCCACCGCCGCACUCUCACUCUGCGCAGGCAGCUGCAGUCUCAAAUUGAAUGUUGAAAUGGGAAAUUUGUUUGCAAAAUGUCCAGCCUUGUCUCGUCCGCACUUGUUAUGCAAAUUGCCUUUUUAUUUUUGUAGUUUUCCUGAAUGUCUUGCUAUUAUUUAGGUGAAAUGUCUGCAUGGGUUUAUGUAUAAAAAGAGAUUAUUUUGUUUGAGCUAGUGUGACAAAAACUGACAGGCUUCUUAAUACUCAGCUUUUUAUAGCCUUUUUUGCCUUACAUUAAGCGCUGAUGCCUUAUGUUUUUUCUGCCUCUGAUGGCUUCUGUGUUGCCGUUGAAUUUUCUGGAGGGAGGGUUUAUUUUGUUUGAACUCUGCUUAGCUUCUCAAAUAAGUUUGUACAAGGAAAUGAUGUCAAUUUACACUUAAAUACACAUGUAAUAGGUAUCACUGUCAUUGUCUUCUCAAGUUCAUAACAGCAUUGAUACUUAAAGUAUGAUGUCUCCAAUAAUAGGGAUUUCAGUUAAAAGAAAUAGAAAAUUUAAUAUAGGAAAUAAGAAUUAGUCAUAAAAAGUAGCAGUGUUUUUUAAUGCCACUUUCAUCCUUUCUACCUCAUAUUUCCUCCAUGGUUUUGCCUUUUUUGCACUGUAGGGAAUAGAAUACAUAUGUGAUAUUGUGUGUAUGUAGUGUCCCUCUUUGGAAAGACAAUCAUUUAUCAGAAUUUUGUAGAUGAAUUCAGUAUAAAGCAAAGCACAUCAAUAUUUCCCUUCUUAAAGCAAAAGACUGUUUGAUAUAAUGCUGCACUUAAGAUUGCGCACUAAAAAAGAUGUCAUUGAUUGCAUAAAACGAUUUAACCAUUCCAAAGGUGCAUGUAGAUUAUAUUUCUACUGGUACAGUGGCGCUGAUUUCCCAGAGUCACCGUAUGAUUAGUUCCUUCAUAUUUACAGGGACUUCUUUGCAAGAGAAGGACUAAAAUGGAGUAUCAUUUGGUAUGUUCACAGACUAAGAAAUAUAUGAAACACGUGUGCCAUAAAAUUUGAUCUGCCCCUUUAUAUAAACCGUUAAAGGUAACUUUAUUUCCUGCACUAAAUGGCCUGGAAUGCUGACUUGCACAGUGUUGUUUUUUUGAGUACAAUGAUCUGACUCAAAAGUGUUUUGUGGACCAAUUGCUGAGCUCAGUGUAUUUCUAUGCUGCUUUUAAAAUUGCUUAUGCCUGUUGUAUUCUCAGCCAACCUGUUCAAAAGUAGCAACGCUUUGGGAGCGCAGCAUUUUUCAUCUGACACACAAUUAAAAUGUGAGUAGUUUUUUUAAUAUAAACUUUAUAAGUUUAUCUUUCUUGUUGAGAUAUUAAUGCUAAAGGUCUUGUUUUAAUUCAAUGAAAGUGCCAUAGGAAAACCACAGGAUCACAGCGGAGUAGACUGAUAGAUGAGAAUAAGGAAUUAGCAGCAGUAUAAACUCCAUAUUGUAGAUCUUGUUCAAGUUCUGGUUGCUGUCCUUAUUUCAUUGUUGAAUUGUUUGUUUUUUGGUUGAAGUAGUGUUCCAAAUGUUGCCAAAUAUUCAGAUUGAAAACUGCCACUUCUUAACAUGUUUUAGCAUUCCAUUUCUUUGUGCCAAAGCUGCAAUGGUUAAGUGAAUGCAAUAAAUAUUUGAAAAAUA
Cheilinus undulatus (humphead wrasse) is the source of this 4027-nucleotide messenger RNA. Its product is annotated as kelch-like protein 11. The record is from RefSeq and is a predicted model, not a curated record. Bases 290 to 2434 code for a protein of 714 amino acids. NCBI's taxonomy places the organism in Eukaryota, Metazoa, Chordata, Actinopteri, Labriformes, Labridae. Gene Ontology annotation, molecular function: protein binding. The transcript is spliced from 2 exons.